This is a messenger RNA of Puntigrus tetrazona (Sumatra barb), 2043 nucleotides long. It is a transcript of the gene rasl10a, whose product is annotated as RAS-like, family 10, member A. Gene Ontology annotation, molecular function: GTP binding; GTPase activity. The record is from RefSeq and is a predicted model, not a curated record. NCBI's taxonomy places the organism in Eukaryota, Metazoa, Chordata, Actinopteri, Cypriniformes, Cyprinidae.
UAUGGCAACCAAAAAUUUUAUUCUUUGAAACUUUAUCCUGCUGGCUAUCUUGUAGGCUACUUUAAUUGUACGCAUCGUAAUCUGUGCGCCGGUGUCCUACUAAAUAUCAAUACUUUCGUUUGUUUGUUAAGCGGCGAUCCUCAUUAAUGCUUGAGAUGGAUAGACGAGCGCUCCAUUAUAUUUUCGCCUUGUAUUCCUCCCAUAAUGGUGACCUUUUCGAGCUGUUUAUAGCCGGUAAACAGCGCGAGCCUAAUAAAAACAGUCAUGAAUCCGCGCGCGCCAAGCAGAACCACAUGAGUGCGCGCGGAGGAGCAGCGCUUAAAACCGCGCAGCAAGGACAGGAGACGGCUUCGCGUGCAGCGGCUUCAACGACAACGAGGGGUCUGUGCGGAUACAGUCCACCUAUAAUCACGGAGCUUAACGAUGGACCUUUGCGCAGACUGCAUUUGGCGUACGGCGAGGUGAGCGCGCAGCACGCACCGCCGAGACGAUGAGGGAAGCUACGAGAGGUUACGAGGAGAAAGGGUCAACGGUAACCUCGAGAUCGAUGAGCACGCGUUAUGCCGAGGGCUGCCGAAUGGGUGCUGUCGGAAAAUGACGGGUUUUGAGCGCAAGAGCCGUGUGUAGGAAUACUGUGGGCUGACUGUGGAGCGUUGAGGACGGUUCCCCAAUGGAAUGCAGAAAAGACAGCGCAACUGCCGCAGUGAAUGAAGUUGGUUCGUUAACGCACGUUGCUAACAGUACGCUUAACCAAAAGAGGUAACGAAAUGCAUCAAAAGAAAGAAGAUCUGUGAACGAACUCUUAUUUAUUUGAGCGUCCGCGAAGUGCGUCCUCCCGAUUUGAGCACGAAAAAAAAGACGCACGCUCGCAAUUCGGGUUAUUGUUUUGAUUUGUUGAGCAGUUUUCCAAGUGUCUUCUUGCUCGCUAGUGUUCGCCGGCGGUCCUGAUCGGCGCGGGAUGGUGGAGACGCUGAGCAUCGCCGUCAUCGGAGCGCCUGGAGUCGGGAAAACUUCUAUCAUCCGGCAGUUUAUUUACAAUGACUUCUCGGAGGCUUACACCCCAACCCAAACGCGAUACGUGUACAGACCCUCGGUCAUUCUUAACGGUGUUAUGUACGACCUGAAGGUUUUGGACGUCCCGCCAAUUUCCUCCUUUCCUUCAAGCCCAAGUCAGGAGUGGCUGGAUGCUCGGUGCAGAGGGUCCAUGGCCAAAGCAUACAUUCUGGUCUAUGACAUCUGCUGUGUGGAGAGCUUUGAGUACGUCAAGAUGAUCCGACAGCAAAUUGUGGAUAGCAGAGUGGGCAGCAGUAGUGAGGUGCCCAUCCUGGUGGUUGGCAGUAAGCGGGACCUUCAGCGGCAUCGGUUCACCCAGCGCAGGGCCGUGUCUGUACUGGUGAAAAAAACCUGGAAGUGUGGCUAUGUUGAGUGCUCUGCUAAGUAUAACUGGCAUGUGCUUCUGCUCUUCAAAGAGCUCCUGGGAAUAGCCGUGGCACGAGGACUGCGUCCGAACCACACGUCUAUCCGUCUCCAAGGGGCAUUGCAGAGGAACCGCUGUAAUGUCAUGUGACAGAUAUGUAGCCUUUUUUGAAUUUAUGCUUAUUUAGGACCAGUUUGUUUUUUCAGAGUCUUAUUUAUCUGAAUUUAAGUGGUCCUAAGUCAGUAUUGAACGUCAACUUUGCUGUACCACGAGGAUGGAGCUUUGGGAAUAAACUGUUAAUCAAAAUGGCUGGAAUAUUACCACCUAGGGGCCUCUGUAACCGAUGCAUUCAUCUGAAGGAUUACCUUAGGUACCGAUUUCAUUUUCUCCAGUGUAGUCUAACAAACAGGAAAACGGAAGCAGAUAAGGAUUUCUUUUUUCGUCAUACCAAAGUCUGUCAGGGUCAGAAUAAGAUAUUGCAUCUGACUCAGUACAGAGCGCAGUUUGUUUCCCCUUCCUGCUCAGAUUUAAAUUCAGAUGCUGUGGGUGCAAGUGUGACAGUUUUUAACUGUUGCUUGGAAACUGCUUUUAUGAAGGAUGUACUUAUUGUUUAGAAAUAAUUAUGA